AUCCACUCGGACUCAGAUGAGGGGGACGGCUCCAUCAAGUACACUAUCUCCGGGGAGGGCGCAGGGACUAUCUUCCUCAUCGAUGAGAUCACAGGUGACAUCCAUGCCACCGAGCGCCUGGACCGUGAGCAGAAAACCUUCUACACGCUGCGGGCUCAGGCCCGUGACCGGCAGACAGACCAGCUGCUGGAGCCUGAGUCAGAGUUCAUCAUCAAGGUGCAGGACAUCAACGACAGCGAGCCACGCUUCCUGGAGGGGCCCUACAUCGGCAGCGUGGCUGAGCUGUCCCCCAUCGGCACCUCUGUGAUGCAGGUGAUGGCAUCUGAUGCUGAUGACCCCACAUACGGGAGCAGUGCCCGAGUAGUCUACAGUGUGCUGGAGGGCGAGCAGCACUUUACUGUGGACAGUAAAACAGGUGUGAUCCGGACAGCCGUGGCCGACCUGGACCGUGAGACGCAGGACCGGUAUGAGGUGGUGAUCCGUGCAACGGACAUGGCAGGACAGCUGGGUGGCCUGUCUGGAUCCACCACGGUCACCAUCGUGGUCACCGAUGUCAAUGACAACCCACCACGCUUCCCUCAGAAGAUGUACCAGUUCAGCAUUGUUGAAACUGCCCCUGUGGGCACUGCCAUCGGGAGGGUGAAGGCAGAGGAUUCUGAUGUCGGGGAGAACACGGACAUGAUGUAUCAGGUGAAGGAUGAGGAAGGGGUGGAGAUGUUCAAAGUCACCACGGACAGCAAUACCCAAGAGGCUGUCAUCACGGUACAGAAGCCUCUUGACUACGAGUCAAAAAAAGUGCAUACUGUCGUGGUGGAGGCCCUCAACAAGUUUGUGGACCCACGGUUUGUGGACCUGGGCACCUUCCGGGACCAGACCAUCGUGCGGGUUUCGGUGCUGGAUGUUGAUGAGCCCCCCGAGUUCCGGCCCCAUUCCAACCUGAUGGAGGUCCAGGAGGACGCACACAUUGGAUCUGUCGUGGGGGUGGUCACCGCCCUUGACCCGGACACAGCGAACCAUCCUGUCCGGUACGCCAUCGACCGCAGCACAGAUGCAGAGAGGAUCUUUGACAUCGAUGCCAACACAGGUGCCAUUGUGACAGGAAAGGUCCUGGACCGGGAGACAGCAGGGUGGCACAACAUCACUGUCCUGGCGAUGGAAGCAGAUAAUCACUCACAGGUGUCGAGAGCCUCUCUCCGUAUCCGUAUCCUGGAUGUGAAUGACAAUCCGCCUGAGCUCGCCACCCCCUAUGAAGCUGCUGUGUGUGAGGAUGCCAAGCCAGGCCAGCUGAUCCAGACAAUAAGUGUUGUGGACCGUGAUGAGCCUCAGAGUGGCCAUCGUUUCUACUUCACACUGGCACCUGAAGCCACCAACAACCACCAUUUUUCUCUGCUGGAUGUUAAGGACAACACAGCUGCGGUGCACACGCAGAGAAUGGGCUUCAAUCGCCAGGAGCAGGAUGUGUACUUGCUCCCCAUUUUGGUGGUAGACAGCGGCCCCCCAGCCCUCAGCAGCACAGGGACUCUGACCAUCCGCGUCUGUGUGGGAGCCAUCCAGUCCUGCAACAGCACAGCCUACGUCGUGUCAGCUACGCUGAGCCCUGGUGCCCUCAUUGCGCUUCUGGUGUGCAUCCUCAUUCUGGUUGUGCUGGUCCUUCUGAUCCUCACGCUGAAGCGACACCACAAAAGCCACCUGACAUCCGAGGAUGACGAGGACAUGAGGGAUAAUGUCAUCAAAUACAAUGAUGAAGGAGGUGGCGAGCAGGACACAGAGGCCUAUGACAUGUCAGCCCUGCGCAGUCUCUACGACUUCAGUGAGAUCAAAGGCGGUGAUGGAAGUGGGGCACUGGGGGAGGGGGGCCCGAGCAGAAACCCGUCCUCCGAGCUCCACGCCCUCCCGCAGUGGAUGCAGAGCCCAGACCUGGACUUCUCUGUGUUCAGAGACUAUAUCUGCAGGAAGGUGGAGCAGGCGGACGUGGACCUCUCUGUGCCGCCCUACGACUCGUUCCAGACCUACGCCUUCGAGGGCUCGGACUCCCCCGUGCCCUCCCUGAGCUCCAUCAACACCUGGUCCAGCGGCUCGGAGCAGGACUUCUCCUACCUGGGGGGCUGGGGGCCGCGUUUCCGGCAGCUGGCAGCACUCUACGCUGGGCGCAGGGGCGAGGAGGGCAGCGAGGAUUCCUAG
Molecule: messenger RNA, 2181 nt
Organism: Cariama cristata (Red-legged seriema)
Lineage: Eukaryota; Metazoa; Chordata; Aves; Cariamiformes; Cariamidae
Gene: CDH22
Product: cadherin 22, type 2
Biological process (GO): multicellular organism development; homophilic cell-cell adhesion; adherens junction organization
Cellular component (GO): plasma membrane; adherens junction; catenin complex
Molecular function (GO): calcium ion binding; cadherin binding
Source: RefSeq, a predicted model, not a curated record